This is a messenger RNA of Alternaria viburni, 672 nucleotides long. RefSeq names its product GTP-binding protein of the rab (gene YPT1). Gene Ontology annotation, molecular function: GTPase activity; GTP binding. Bases 1 to 672 code for a protein of 223 amino acids. The transcript has 5 exons. Gene Ontology annotation, biological process: regulation of exocytosis; protein secretion. Lineage: Eukaryota; Fungi; Ascomycota; Dothideomycetes; Pleosporales; Pleosporaceae. The record is from RefSeq and is a predicted model, not a curated record.
AUGAACCCUGAGUGGUACGUAACCUCCGCGCGACGCCCACCGCCACAGGCCGGGGAACAGCGCCGCCAGAUCUGGGGAUACGACUACCUCUUCAAGCUCCUCCUCAUCGGUGACUCUGGUGUCGGAAAGUCGUGCCUGCUCCUCCGUUUCGCCGACGACACAUACACCGAGAGCUACAUCUCGACCAUCGGUGUCGACUUUAAAAUCCGAACAAUCGAGCUCGAUGGCAAGACGGUGAAGCUACAGAUUUGGGAUACCGCCGGCCAGGAGCGCUUCCGAACCAUCACAUCUUCGUACUACCGCGGCGCCCACGGCAUCUGCGUCGUCUACGAUGUCACCGACAUGGACUCUUUCAACAACGUAAAGCAGUGGCUGCAGGAGAUUGACCGAUACGCAACCGAGGGCGUCAACAAGCUGUUGGUCGGCAACAAGUCCGAUAUGGCGGACAAGAAGGUUGUCGAGUACACCGUAGCAAAGGAGUUCGCAGACAGCCUUGGCAUCCCCUUCCUCGAGACCUCCGCAAAGAGCGCCACCAACGUCGAGCAAGCUUUCCUGACCAUGGCCCGCCAGAUCAAGGAGCGCAUGGGUACCACAACCGCCAACACCAAGCCCACAGUCCCUAUCGGCCAGGGCCAGGGUGUCCAAAACGGAUCCGGCGGUGGUUGCUGCUAG